AAACCAGCACAAUGGUCUUCAAGUUUGUUGCACUUGCCUGCUUCGUGGCGGCUGCCAGCGCUGGCUUGCUCCCAGCCAGUCCCUACGCUGCCUAUGCUGCAGCUCCCGUGUACCAUGCGGCCGCUCCGGUAGCCUACGCAGCUCCCGUCGCCAAAUACGCCGUCGCGCCCGUUGCGGCUCGCGUCGAGGAAUACGACCCUCACCCGCAGUACAGCUUCGCUUACGACGUCCAGGACAGUCUCACCGGAGACUCCAAGACCCAACACGAAACCCGUGACGGCGACGUUGUCCAGGGCUCCUACUCCGUCGUAGACCCUGACGGUACCAAGCGCACUGUGGAGUACACCGCUGACCCCCACAACGGUUUCAACGCGGUUGUCCACAGGGAACCCCUCGGAGUAAAAGCCGUAGCUCCCGUCGUCGCUAAGGUAGCCGCUCCGGUGGCUUAUGCUUCUCCCGUAGGCUACGCCGCAGCCCCUGUGGUGCACGCUGCCCCCAUUGCCAAAUUCGCCGCUCCAGUCGCCUAUUCCAGCCCAUACUAUCACCACUAAAUUAAUGCCAAAUAGUUAUGGAACUAGAGAUAUGAUCGUGUUGUGGACUCAUUAGAUUAAGUAAAUAAAUUAUUUUUACUGAU
This is a messenger RNA of Maniola jurtina (meadow brown), 634 nucleotides long. RefSeq names its product larval cuticle protein A2B-like. The record is from RefSeq and is a predicted model, not a curated record. The transcript has 2 exons. Gene Ontology annotation, cellular component: extracellular matrix. The coding region runs from base 12 to 551 and encodes 179 amino acids. Lineage: Eukaryota; Metazoa; Arthropoda; Insecta; Lepidoptera; Nymphalidae.